AUGGCCAAUGACACUGAAGAACUUAUUGGGAUCCCAUUCCCGAACCACAGCAGUGAAGUCCUAUGUGGUUUAAAUGAGCAGCGGCAUGACGGUCUCCUCUGCAAUGUCAUCCUCAUUGUAGAGGAUCAGGAGUAUCGGACCCAUCGGUUCGUCCUUGCUGCCUGCAGCAAGUACUUCAAAAAACUCUUCACUACCGGCACUUUAACAGACCAGCCCUAUGUUUAUGAGAUUGACUUUGUCAAUCCUGAAGCACCUUCUGCCAUCCUGGAGUUUGCCUACACCUCAACCCUCACCAUCACCACUUCAAACGUCAAGCACAUCCUCAGCUCUGCCAAGAUGCUGGAGAUCCAGUGCAUUAUCAAUAUAUGCCUUGAAAUCAUGGAGCCCAACAGAGAGGCGGAAGAGGAAGAUGACAAAGAGGACGAAGCUGACAACGAAGAUGAAGAUGAGGAGGGAGAGGAGGAGGAGGAAGUAGAAGAUUUUGUCAAUCAGGAAAAUCUAACCAAUGUCCAAGAAGUAAGCUGUCACCAAAGCCCUUCUAAGUCUGAUCUUACCGAAGAAGCAUAUAGACCUAAAGACUUUCCAAAUUACUACCCAGCCAAUAACUCCUCUGGACACUUGGGUGUGAUACGAGACUUCUCCAUCGAGUCCUUGCUAAGGGGAAACCUGUACCCUAAGGUGAACAUCCCAGAAAGGAGUCCAGCUCUCUCUCCUUUUGCCCCCAGCUUCUUCCCCCAUCUGUGGAAUGGUGAUUUUAGCUCCUUCUCCCAGCUCGAGGAGUCCCAAGUAGACAACAGCCCCUUGGAUCUGGUGAUCAAAAAGAGGAAGAUCAAGGAAGAGGAGGAGAGGAAGAUCAAGGAAGAGGAGGAGAAGGAAGACCUGCCUCCACCACCUUUCCCUAAUGACUUCUUCAAGGACAUGUUUACCAGCACUCCAGCAGCUCCCUUAGGGCACAUUAAGGCAGAGACUGACUACAGCGCUUAUCUCAAUUUCCUAAGUGCUACCCAGUUCAGAGGAGUUUUUCCUCCAUGGCCCCUGGAGGAAGAGAGGAAGAUAAAGCCCAAGGCAUCCCAGCAAUGCCCCAUCUGUAACAAAGUCAUCAUGGGGGCUGGCGAGAUGCCCAGGCACAUGAGGACCCACACAGGAGAGAAGCCGUAUAUGUGCAAUAUCUGUGAAGUCCGCUUUACCAGGU
Molecule: messenger RNA, 1192 nt
Organism: Mesitornis unicolor (brown roatelo)
Lineage: Eukaryota; Metazoa; Chordata; Aves; Mesitornithiformes; Mesitornithidae
Product: zinc finger and BTB domain-containing protein 7C-like
Biological process (GO): regulation of transcription by RNA polymerase II
Molecular function (GO): DNA-binding transcription factor activity, RNA polymerase II-specific; RNA polymerase II cis-regulatory region sequence-specific DNA binding; protein binding
Source: RefSeq, a predicted model, not a curated record